AAUGAUUGAUCCAAAAGAAGAAUAUAAAUCAAAAUUCUAAAAGGAUAAGCUCCAUAAAAAUAUCAGUUUAAGGAAAGCUGGGAAGUGUGCAGCCUAAGAUUUCAGAGUUGAAAAAAUCAAAUCAUCUUUAUUAGUUUAAGAUUACCCUGAAGAAGAAAGAUAAAAAAUUGAAAAAGAUCUUCAAAAACUUAAAAAAUAAGUCUUGUACGAUCAUUACAAAGACAUAGCUAACAGAAUCAAAUAUAAAGAUAAUUAUUCUAUAAACAAACCAGAAAAUAUCAUGGAUUACGAUUUUCCUUUAAUAUGAAA
Molecule: messenger RNA, 309 nt
Organism: Paramecium pentaurelia
Lineage: Eukaryota; Ciliophora; Oligohymenophorea; Peniculida; Parameciidae
Source: the annotation of a GenBank genome assembly